Xylona heveae TC161 is the source of this 2762-nucleotide messenger RNA. RefSeq names its product cysteine proteinase. Gene Ontology annotation, molecular function: cysteine-type endopeptidase activity; cysteine-type deubiquitinase activity. Gene Ontology annotation, cellular component: cytosol; nucleus. Gene Ontology annotation, biological process: protein deubiquitination. The record is from RefSeq and is a predicted model, not a curated record. The coding region runs from base 161 to 2737 and encodes 858 amino acids. The transcript is spliced from 2 exons. NCBI's taxonomy places the organism in Eukaryota, Fungi, Ascomycota, Xylonomycetes, Xylonales, Xylonaceae.
GCUCUCUCGUGAAUCCGCAAUGCCAUUUCUUCAAAGCACCAUCUGCGACGCUCGCAACGCGCUCAAGUGACUCGGCAGCUCAAGCCGUGCUUGGCACGGCCAGUUUUCUUUUUCCCAUGGCAUAUCUUCCUCAGCCAUCCUGUCAUUAUUUGAACGUGCCAUGAUGAGCCUUCGCAACGGCCUAUCCAAGUGGCCAACGUCUAUGCGACUUAUAGACAGGUUAGACCUUGGCUUUACGACAUCUGCAAGUGAAAUAUUGCUCUAUCUGGCGGCGACACUGGCCCUAGGAUAUCACAUUCUCGUCUACUUUGACCUUUUACCACAGCGUUACUUUUAUCAACUCCUUUGGAAUUGUUUGGUCUUCGUCACUCCUUUCCGGCUCAUCUCUGCCAUGGAUCGGACACUUGCAAGUAUUCCAGACGAAAAUGGUAAUGGGAGCGAUGGGUUCUCAGCAAGGAGUCAUGCAGCGAAAAGCGAGGCACUGCGCAAGAUUUUUGGACUGGAAAAAGGCCACCUUUUCCCCAGCAUCGAGGGCAACCGAGUCAUCUCAAGUGUGGGAACAGUAUGGAAGGGAGGUAGUAGUGGAGUACCGCCAGGUCUUGGGAACUGGGAUAACUCCUGCUAUCAAAACAGUGUUAUUCAGGGCUUGGCAUCUCUUCCAUCGCUGUCUGAGUUUCUUGCGUCUUCAUCAACCAAAUUCCUCGGCCCUAACCAUGGACCUACCAAUUUUGCCUUGCGGGAAAUUAUAGAGAAACUCAACGAACCUGCCAACUGUGGACGGCGAUUCUGGACGCCGGCCGAGCUGAAGUCUAUGAGCAGCUGGCAACAGCAAGAUGCCCAAGAAUACUUUUCAAAGGUGUUGGAUCAGGUCGAUAGAGAGAUCACUACCGUUGCGAGAAGAGAUUUGGGUAUGCGGGGCCUGGGAAACAUCACCAUGUCUACUGCCCAGGUCGUCGAAGGCACGAGCCGGAUAGAUCGGCAAAGUGAUUGUAGUGAUGGUGACAUUGAAAAACGUCAAAAAGCAGACGCCAAGAACGAAGCUCGAUCUUACCUUGUGCCGGCUCCACAGCGUAACCCUCUGGAGGGACUCCUCGCGCAGCGAGUUGGCUGCAUGGCCUGUGGAUAUUCAGAAGGGCUAUCGCUGGUCCCUUUCAACUGCUUAACAUUGCCCCUUGGGCAAGGAUGGCAAUUAGACAUACGCGACUGUUUGGACGAGUACACCGCACUGGAGUCGAUAGAAGGUGUUGAAUGUGCAAAGUGUACACUUCUUCGCCGACGGGAGCAGCUAGAGAAACUGCUCCAAGGGCCUUCUGUCACACGCAUGGACGGUCAAGAAGACAUCCAACAACUCCCUGAAGCUCUUCGUGCCCCAGCAGCAGGCCGCCUCUUAUCAGUCAAAGAGGCACUAGAAGAAGCAGAUUUUUCAGAGACUACGCUAAGUAAAAAGUGUCAAAUACCUCCAAAAGGUCGAGUGACAUCCACCAAAUCACGACAGGCGGUUAUUGCACGUGCACCAACGUGUCUUGUUGUUCAUAUCAAUCGAAGUAUCUUCGACGAGUAUACUGGAGCAUUGAGGAAGAACUAUGCUGAGGUCCAGUUUCCCGAGGUGUUGAACCUUGGACCAUGGUGCCUUGGCUCUCGGGCAAGCAAAGCUCCAAAGCAGAACCAAGAGGAGCUAGAGCAAUGGCGACUGGAUCCCAGGAGGUCGAUGCUUUCCGAGGACAGCAUGACUGCUUAUUGUCCCGAUGGGUUUUCUUACGACCUUCGUGCUGUUAUUACCCAUGCAGGGCGUCAUGAGAACGGUCACUAUAUCUGCUACAGAAAGCAUCCAUAUACCGCAGGUACGGCAAGUCUUGCAGAAGAAAAGGGCGAGGCAGAAGAUGGAAUUGCUACUGAGCGUUGGUGGCGUCUCAGUGAUGAUCAAGUUUCUAUGGUCACCGAGCAGAACGUUUUGAGCCAGGGCGGUGUCUUUAUGUUAUUCUACGAGCGCGUUGACGAUGACCGCUCUUCUUCAUUAUCAGACCAUGUGCAGCCUACGGCUGAUGGAACAACCAAUCCCGAUAAAUCCUCUCCCGAUGAUCUCACGCCAUGUGGCUCUCGAACACCAUUAUCCCAAGAAGCACCGUCUGUCCCCGCAACAGAAGAAUUUUCUCAACCUCAUCCAACAGAGGAGAACAAGCCUCUCCGGAACUCUUUCCUGAAUAGUUCACCCCUAUCAGGGCCAGCUAGGAGCAAUUCCAACGAGCAGUCAGAUGCCCACGAUAGCCAAUUGUCGUUCAAAAAUGGCGGCAUGGAGCAGAAGAAUGCUCAAGCUCCUAGCAUCAUUCAUGACCUCCACGGCCCCGAAGAAUCAAGCCAUACGACUCCUCGAAUAGAUCCUUUAUCCAAACUCAAUGCGGUAUCGCGCCCAGAAACGCUCGAUUCUUCCUUAUUAGCAACGUCGUUGGACCGCCGAGAUGGCGACGAUCCACACCCAACGGCACCACAAAACAAAGUCCCUUCCCAUUCAAAGGAAGAUACUGAUUCUCAACCCAACUCUAAACCCGCUUCAAACAAACAGUACUCGGACGACCGCACAAACGGUGGAGAUAAGCUCAAGGCCAGCGGCAAUAGCAAUGGCAAUAGAAGCAACAAUGACAGAGAGCGUACUAGAUCAGCAAAGACCAGUAGUAGCAGUAAUCCUACUAACAGCACCAAGCCUGCUACGAACGGGAUACCUGUAAUCGCAGCUAAUUGAAAUAAAACACACAAAUCAUGAAGAC